Messenger RNA from Anguilla anguilla (European eel), 2983 nucleotides. RefSeq names its product wiskott-Aldrich syndrome protein family member 3-like. Gene Ontology annotation, cellular component: SCAR complex; cytoskeleton. Lineage: Eukaryota; Metazoa; Chordata; Actinopteri; Anguilliformes; Anguillidae. Bases 509 to 2119 code for a protein of 536 amino acids. The transcript is spliced from 10 exons. The record is from RefSeq and is a predicted model, not a curated record. Gene Ontology annotation, biological process: actin cytoskeleton organization; positive regulation of Arp2/3 complex-mediated actin nucleation. Gene Ontology annotation, molecular function: Arp2/3 complex binding; actin binding; protein kinase A regulatory subunit binding.
ACGUGGCCACAUAAACGAACAGGCCGGUCAUACUAGCGUGUAGUUAAUUACUGAAGGCCAGUACAACCACACACGCUAUAAUCAUCUGUUGGCUUGGGAGCAAGUAAUUGCUCUUCCCGGGGGAGUGUUUUUCAUCGUCGUUCGGUAAAUUCUGGCACGCGAGCAUCUCUGUAGUCUGUACCAUUGGGGUGGGUGGUGGUCUGGACGAACAAGACACGCAUGCGCCGUGGGGUCGCUGCUGCAGAUCACUCGCGAAGAGUCGACGGUGCCAAGGAAACACACAUGCGGGCAGGAGGGGACCCAGAUUUCCAGAUUGCAGGAGCGUCCUCCAUUCUUGAAAUUCGCGAUAAUGAAAAAAACACCAUCCAUUACAUUUGAAUCAUUCGAUGUGUAAUGUCUCACGAGUGAUAAGCAAAGAGAGAGGAGUUAAAAUCAUUUACAAGGGAGGGACGCCGCGAGCCGCCCACAGACUUGCUGCUCCAGGUGAGGGCGUCGCUCAGCGGUUGCCAUGCCGCUGGUGAAGAGGAGCAUCGAGCCCCGGCACCUCUGCCGGGGGGCGGUGCCAGAUGGGGUGACCAGUGAGCUGGAGUGCGUCACCAACAGCACCCUGGCUGCAAUCAUCAAACAGCUGGGCAGCCUGAGUCGGCAUGCUGAGGACAUCUUCGGGGAGCUGUUCAAUGAGGCAAACAGCUUUUACAUGCGCAUGAACAGCCUGCAGGAGAGGGUGGACCUGCUGGCGGUCAAGGUCACGCAGCUGGACUCAACCGUGGAGGAAGUGUCUCUACAGGAUAUCAACAUGAGGAAAGCCUUCAAGAGUUCCACCACACAGGACCAGCAGGUGGUCUCCAGGAACUCCAUCCCCAACCCUGUGAUGGAGAUGUACCAUCGCUGUGACAAGCCCCCUCCCCUCAACAUCCUCACUCCCUACAGGGAUGACAAGAAGGAUGGACUCAAGUUCUACACUGACCCCUCCUACUUCUUCAACCUGUGGAAAGAGAAGAUGCUCCAAGCCACAGAGGACAAGAGGAAAGAGAAAAGAAGGCAGAAGACAAGCGGCCCGGCCCACUCAGACCAGGCUAGGCCCCAGACCAGGCAGGCCCCCCAAAGGAGCCCCCUGUGCAGCUCAGAGCAGAAGCAGGUGGAGGACCCCACCCGUGAGGUGAAGAAGGUGCGGAAGGCGCGGAACCGGCGCCAGGAGUGGAACAUGAUGGCCUACGACAAGGAGUUCCGCCCGGACACCCGCUUCACGCCCUCGCCCUACCACGGCAUGUCCUCCGAGGGCUCCCUCUCCCCCGACAGCAGGUCGGUGGCGUCGGACGUGGCUGAGCACUCCUACCCGGCCAGCCCCAACCACCCCUCCCAGCAGGUCAGUGGGUCCAGCCCCUACUCCACGGCCGAGGGCAAAGAGCACCUGACCGGCCCCUCCCAGACCCAGUCCCUGGACCGCGCCUACCGCCCGCCCCCCGCCGCCGCCGGGCGCCAGGCCCACUCCCUGGGCCGCGCGCAGCCCCCCCACGCCCCCCCGCCCGCCGACCCCGCCCUCAACGGCCCUCGUCCGCAAGCCGUCAAAGACUACAGUGGUCAACAGAUGCCGGAAUACUUUGUGCCACCCGCCCCUCCCCCACCCCCUCCCCUCAUCCCCUCCGCCCAGACGGCCUUCGACAGUCCCGCUGCCCCGCCCGCCCUCCCCCCCAGCGCGGUGGCCGCCAUGUCCCGCUCCUACACCCCCUCCCCGCCUCCUCCUGCCCCUCCCGCCUCUUACGUCCCCUCCCCCUCCCACCCCCCUGCCGGGGCCCCGCCCAUGGCCCCGCCCCCACCUCCACCUGGCCCUCCCACCCACGCCUUCUCCCCUGCCCACGCUGUGGCUCCGCCCUCCGGAGAGGCCCCGCCCAGAAAGGGGCAGGUCCCGGUGAUCCCCAUGAGCGACGCCCGCAGCGAUCUGCUCGCUGCCAUUCGCAGAGGGAUCCAGCUGCGGAAGGUGCAGGAGCAGCGUGAGCAGGAGGCCAAGAAGGAGCCGGUGGGCAACGACGUGGCCACCAUCCUGUCGCGCCGCAUUGCCGUGGAGUACAGCGAGUCCGACGACGACUCGGAGCUGGACGAGAACGAGUGGUCAGACUGAGGGAGGGGGCGGCGGCCUGCGGGGGCGGGGCGGCGCUGGGCGGGACAGCAUCACACCUUCAAACCGCUGCUUUUCAGACUCUGUUUCGACAGAGCCUGCCACUGCACACGUGACCCCGGAAAACUGCAUCACACUCCAGAGUGGAAGAGGAAGAGAGGAGGGAGAUAAACACACACGUAUAUGCAGAAAUGCACAGGUUUUCACACACACACACACACGCAAGCACACCCACACACACGCCCACAAACCCAUACAUCCACACACACACACACACGCACACACACAGAGGGACAAGAGGCAGGGAUAACACCAGAACAGAGCUGGCUGGAGCACGUUCCAGACCAGCAGGGGGAGCCAGUCUCGUUUCACGUUGGGGCCGGAAGGAGCCGGAUCAGGUGGCGGACGGCAUGUUUCCCUCUGCCUGCUCGCCCGCCCACUGCCGGGCCUUUCUGCGGAGCUGCUGGAGAGAAGCAUCUGGUCCGAAGGCCACAGCGAGACGCUUCGCUCCCGAGCCCAGAAUCCUCGGAACCGGGGUCCGCUGACGCGCUGACGUCUGCCCGCCAUCUGUCUCCACACACUCCCCCCACCCCCCGGCUCCAUCGCGCCCGCUUUCCCCUAACCUUUAAAAAAUAUGUCCUCGCGUUCCUCAUAAACACCAUCUGUGUGGCGGCGGCGGUGCCCGCGUCAGUGCGAGGGACCGUUUAGGCACCGCCCACUGCCGCCGCGGUUCCUCCUCACCUGCCGCCGGGCCGCGCGGUGAGAGAAAGCGUAGGUUUGGUGCGGAAGCAGAACCGACUCCAGCCCCUGACAAAAAGAGCUGGCGAUUCCGUUCAUCCGUCACCUCUACCCCAUCCCGCCCCCCCC